GGGGCGGGGCGACGGCUGCCCUUGCGCGCGGUGGGGACGCCGCUGUUAAAAACGCUCGGCUCCGCGCGAAAGGCAGCUUGCGUUCCUGAGGUUGGGAGGUGACAGCUACACCAUGUUGUGCCGGGUGGCGAGCAGCGCGGGCCGGAGUUUGUCCCCAGCGUUGGGGGCUCUGGGCUCCCGGCAGAAGCACAGUCUCCCCGACCUGCCUUACGACUAUGGCGCCCUGGAGCCGCACAUCAACGCCCAGAUCAUGCAGCUGCACCACAGCAAGCACCACGCGGCCUACGUGAACAACUUGAACGCCACCGAGGAGAGGUACCAGGAGGCGCUGGCCAAGGGAGAUGUUACGGCUCAGGUAGCUCUUCAGCCUGCACUGAAGUUCAAUGGUGGAGGUCAUAUCAAUCACACUAUUUUUUGGACAAACCUCAGCCCGAAUGGUGGAGGAGAACCCAAAGGAGAGUUGCUAGAAGCCAUCAAACGUGACUUUGGCUCAUUUGAAAAGUUUAAGGCGAAGUUGACAGCCGUGUCUGCUGGUGUCCAAGGCUCAGGUUGGGGUUGGCUUGGCUUCAAUAAGGAACAGGGAUACUUACAGAUUGCUGCCUGUUCCAAUCAGGAUCCAUUGCAAGGAACAACAGGCCUUAUUCCACUGCUGGGGAUUGACGUGUGGGAACAUGCUUACUACCUUCAGUAUAAAAAUGUCCGGCCUGACUAUCUGAAAGCCAUCUGGAAUGUAAUCAACUGGGAGAAUGUAACUGAACGAUACAUGGCAUGCAAAAAGUAAAACAUUACCAUCAUACUG
This is a messenger RNA of Castor canadensis (American beaver), 799 nucleotides long. RefSeq names its product superoxide dismutase 2 (gene Sod2). Gene Ontology annotation, biological process: superoxide metabolic process. Gene Ontology annotation, cellular component: mitochondrion. Gene Ontology annotation, molecular function: manganese ion binding; superoxide dismutase activity. NCBI's taxonomy places the organism in Eukaryota, Metazoa, Chordata, Mammalia, Rodentia, Castoridae. The record is from RefSeq and is a predicted model, not a curated record.